Molecule: messenger RNA, 1457 nt
Organism: Seminavis robusta
Lineage: Eukaryota; Bacillariophyta; Bacillariophyceae; Naviculales; Naviculaceae
Source: the annotation of a GenBank genome assembly
GCCAAUGCUUGCUCUACCGAACCUGGUACGCUGAGAUCCCCACACACUAGGUAUAAGCAAGAGAAGAAGUCGAGCUGAGACAGAGCAAACGAUUCUCUUGAACUAGUAGACUAUUAGCUAGCUAGAGACAAUUGGAAAAGAAGCAAUGCAGAGGGUAGCAGGAAAGAUACUCGUCAACUCCCGCCCAUGGCGCCCACUGGGGACAUGUAGUCGACUAUUACAACUGGAACCACCACGGUCUUCUUUUUCUACGGCCACACCAUCAGAUUCCUCUUCCAACAACAAUGAUACUCAGCAGCAGCAGCAGCAAUCACAACAACAAUCCACUCAUUUUGGCUUUCAAGACGUUCGCCUGGAAGACAAGGAACACAUGGUGCGAGGCGUCUUUGACAGUGUGGCCGAAAGUUACGACGUCAUGAACGAUCUCAUGAGUGCUGGCAUUCACCGGGUCUGGAAAGAUACCUUUGUCGCCUGUACGCGCGUCGAAUCCUUGGCCAAGGCCAUUCGUUGCAAUGCCGAGGAAUUGACCAUUUUGGAUGUGGCCGGUGGUACGGGCGAUAUUGCCUUUCGCAUGGUGGACGCCAUGGGCUGUGAAGAACGCGCCAAAUCGUCCGGACGAGAUCCCGUCAGUGUCACGGUCUGUGAUAUCAACACGGAAAUGCUCCGGGUCGGACAACGACGCGCCCGAGAACGAUACGGAGCCGCACUCUUGGACGAGACCCAGGCAUUGUCCUUUCAAGAGGGCAAUGCUCAAUCCUUGACGCAAUUAGAAGACAAUUCAUUCGAUUUGUACACGAUUGCCUUUGGAUUGCGCAAUGUCACCGACGUCGAUGCGGCAUUGCGAGAAGCAAGGCGGGUCCUCAAACCGGGAGGACGGUUCAUGUGUUUGGAAUUCUCACAUUUGCCACAUCCCGUGUUGCAGUCCCUCUAUGAUGUAUACUCGUUCAAUGUCAUUCCAACUCUGGGAGAGGCCGUGGCCAAUGAUCGAGCUUCUUAUCAGUACUUGGUGGAGAGUAUUCGCAAAUUCUCGGAUCAAGAGACGUUGGUCAAGAGAAUGACAGAGGCGGGAAUGGAAGGAGCCAGAUAUACCAACUUGACCGGUGGGAUUGUGGCCAUUCAUGAGGGAUGGAAGCCGCUUGAGUAGACCAGGAACCAGAUUUGAUUCCAUUGGAUUCGUCCGAUGAGACUGCUCUUGAUCUAACGGGCUAGAGACCAUACCAAAAUAGAGUGGUUGAUUGUAAUCAAUCAUUCAACCCCAAGCAAUCAAUCAAGAUCUAGCUAGAAGCCCUGAUGCAGACAUACGGAAGAGUAGAGUAUAGAUCAACCCAAGUAUCUGGGGGGACGAGCAAUGCCUUCGUUACCACUAGCUAAACAUCAAAGUCACCAUUAUCCCCAGAAGAGUCCGUCGACACGCAGUUGCUUUCUACCUUUGCGCUGUGAUGCUGCUUUUCCCGAUA